Molecule: messenger RNA, 724 nt
Organism: Polypterus senegalus (gray bichir)
Lineage: Eukaryota; Metazoa; Chordata; Cladistia; Polypteriformes; Polypteridae
Exons: 3
Coding region: 68-724 (218 amino acids)
Source: RefSeq, a predicted model, not a curated record
CCAUGUGAGAAGUGAAUCUGAGAAGAGAAGGGCAGACACUUAGAGAGUGAAGAGUUUCCCACAGAGCAUGGCCUCUGCCAAAGAAGAUGGCAUGAAUGAAAGAAUGGUGGACAUUAAAGAAGAGGACUGUGAGCGGCUCUCACCAGAGGAUGUGUGUGUGAAGCUGGAGGAUCACGAAGAAAGAAUUUCAGUUUUUAAAGCGGAGGAGGAGUGCAAGGGGGUGACUGCUGCCAUUAAAGCUGAGGAUUUAAAUGAUUUCUCGGCUGGUCUUGAACUUCAUAAGCAUGAAGUUGAGGAUAUUUUCAAGCAAGAUGCCUGUGAAGAAUCUCCAUCCAGUUUACAGCCCUGGCCCACUAAUACGGGACGACUGGCUAUGCUGGAGAAUUCUGCAGAGCUGAAAUCAGAGUUAUCAGAGUCUGAAGAGAAAAUCACUGAGGGAAAUGGGAGCGAAGGAGAAGAGUCACCUGGGAGUGUUGGAAUAAAUUUACAGAAGAAUGGCAGCUUCUCUUUAACUUCAUGUGGUCAGUCCUCUCUUCAAUACAAAGAGAAAGGUAUGAAGAUAUCAGCAAGACGAUCAGAGAACAUGACAGCAGCCUUUUUGCAGUGCAGUCCUCUCAUUGCUACUGGAGCAACACAGACAGAAGCCAUCAAAACUGAUCGACAAAAUCCCGAGGCUUUCCCUAAACUGCAGAAGACGCUGUCGAUUGCACUGAUUCUGUUUUAA